This is a messenger RNA of Cydia splendana, 2642 nucleotides long. RefSeq lists its product as uncharacterized. The coding region runs from base 504 to 2642 and encodes 712 amino acids. Lineage: Eukaryota; Metazoa; Arthropoda; Insecta; Lepidoptera; Tortricidae. The transcript is spliced from 5 exons. The record is from RefSeq and is a predicted model, not a curated record.
UUACACGAAUAUAUACCAUGACAUAGAAUAGAGUAUACCCUUUUAAAGAAAAAUCUAAUAUAAUGCGUAAAUUAUUCUAAAAAAAAAUAAAAAACGAUCUAAAUUAAUUUAGUAAAUUACGUGGAUUUGAACAUACUUUGUUUUUAAAAUUAUUAGAUAAAGGAUUUGUACCGUUUGUAGCAAAGAAAGAAAGCGACGUUGCAAGUUCGUGCAUUGUUCGAAAUCGCCACGAGCGCUUUGCGCUGCUGCCAGACUGGUUCGUUGUUUGUUGUUUGGACAUUUAGAAAACUUGUCAAUCUUGCUUGCCAUUGUGUUGUUUAUAGCGUUCCGCGACGAUUCUGUAUGAGUUAGCGUGUAUUCCUUAUCGUUUUAUUCCUGUUACUUGUUAUCAUUCGUUGUUAUUGUUUUGUUUGUUAUUGAACUUAGUGUUUUGUGUGGUACAAGUCGUUUCGUACUAAUAACGUACGUGUGCGUACGUACUUUAUGUUUGAAAAUCCCUUAGAAUGGGAAACAAGAAAGGACGAAAACCUAGUGCAUCAGUGAGGUUGAAGCGGAAACGUAUAAGCAAACAUGCUCUGGAAUGUCGUUACAACAAAGCCGCUGCACAGCCACCUGAUCCACAUGACCAAAUUGACAGUGAAGUGUGUCAUUCUGUUCAAGAAACCACAAAUCAACCUGAACCAUCUUCUGCUCAUGGAGAUAAUUUAAGUGAAGACACUGAAGGCAAUGAUUUUAUUAUAACACCUGAAAAUAUACCUACUGGCCCUGAACAUGGCCACGAAACAAAAUAUGGCAGGAGGAUUGUCAAUGUGGCCCAGUUCUUUGACAAGUUACAAGAAAUAUCUGCACAUGGCCCUCUCAAUUGCGGAUUACAAUCAGUUCAGAUCAUAUCAGAAACACGAACUGGUCUUAUCUCACUUUACACAUUAGAGUGCAAAAUGUGCAAUAUGAGGUUUCAUAUUCACAAUGACAAUGCUGCUGAUACAUUGGACUUGAACAUUAGCGCAGUGGCAGGCACAGUAGCAAUUGGGUGUGGCUACACUCAACUCACUGAUUUAACAGCUGCUAUUUGCAUACCUCCAAUGUCAAAAAAUAUAUUUUCUGCCAGAAUGGCGGUUGUACACAAAAAGUGGGAAGAAGAAUUGUAUAAAUCAAUGACCCAGGCUGCUGAAGAAGAACGCGAAUUAGCUAUAAAAGAGGGAAGAGUCAAUUCUGAAGGCAUUGCUAUCAUAGAUGUGAUAGCUGAUGGAUGUUAUUCCAAAAGGUCCUAUAGAAAGAAUUAUUCUGCUUUAUCAGGUGCAGCUGCUAUUAUUGGCAAAAGGACUAAUAAAAUAUUGUAUGUAGCAAUAAAAAACAAGUAUUGCUCAAUUUGCUCUGUAGCACAGAGUAGAAACAUAGAUGCAAAGGAACACAAUUGUUUCAAGAAUUACUCAGGGCCCUCUACUGGAAUGGAGUCAGAGAUUUUAGUAGAAGGUUUCAAAAGGAGCAUUGAUAUGCAUAACCUCAUAUAUGGAAGGUUGAUAUCGGAUGGGGAUGCUAAUACUUAUGCAAAAAUAUUGCAGACAAGACCAUACAAGAACCACACAGUGGAAAAAAUUGAAUGCCGGAAUCAUUUACUGCGCAAUAUGUGUAAUAAACUUGCUGCUCUGCAAACGGACACAAAGUAUCUCCUGAAAUUCAGGAGAUAUGUGAUCAAAGACAGAAUUAAGUCAAUCAGAAGAGUCAUCGUCAAAGCUAUAAAAGAACAUAAAGGUACAAAUAAUGUUGAUCGUCUUUAUCGAGACAUUGUUACAGCACCCGAUCAUGCUUUUGGCAUUCAUACAAAAUGCAAACCAUACUUCUGCAGCCAAAAUAAUGAAGAUCAAAAAAUAGACCAGGACUUUUUCAGCAAUAGUAUUUGGCAGCAGAUAAAAUCAAUUAUCAGCCAAUUUGCUGUCCAUACGAGGAGUUUAAUUUUUGAUGUUGACAGCAACGCUGUUGAGAGAUACCACAGCAUUGUGGCAAAAUUAGUAGGAGGAAAGCGGAUUAAUUUUACACAAAGAUACCAAUAUCAAAUGAGAUGCAAUGUAGCAGCGUUAACGUUUAAUACGCAAAAACCUUUAUCCGUGCUGCACAAAACAAUUGUAGGACGAAGCCCUCGUAACGAAAUUGCGAGAAAUGAAAAAAACAAAGCAAAAAGCCGUUUGCUAACAGCGAAAUACCCGAGAAAGAAGAGGAGGUUAUUUCAAAAAGAGGAUACAAGAAAUUAUGGCCCGGAUUGCUCAAAGCCUGAUAUCGACGAUGACAUGAUGAUUAAAGCCAAACAAGACUUUUUGAAAAAUCUUGAAAAAUCCAGCGCUGAACGAGAGAGAAUAUGUCGAGAUACUAUUCUACAAGCAGGCAGUAGCGAAUGGCUUGAGUUGCGACGAAAUAUAUUGACCGCAUCUAAUUUUGGCCGCGUAGUCAAGAGAAGGAAAAAUAUUAGCUGCCAAAAUAUUGUGAAAGAUAUUUUGUACAAAAAAUCCAUUGAACAUGUAUCUUCUAUAAAACACGGAAAAGACCAUGAAGCAGACGCUUUGCAACAAUUAGCGCAUCAAGAAGGAGUCAAAAUAGAGCCAUGUGCAGAGGCGUAUUUACAAAUUUGGCGCCCCGGGCCAUUUUGA